This is a messenger RNA of Oncorhynchus mykiss (rainbow trout), 3500 nucleotides long. RefSeq names its product nicotinamide nucleotide adenylyltransferase 2 (gene nmnat2). Gene Ontology annotation, molecular function: nicotinamide-nucleotide adenylyltransferase activity; nicotinate-nucleotide adenylyltransferase activity. Gene Ontology annotation, biological process: NAD+ biosynthetic process. Lineage: Eukaryota; Metazoa; Chordata; Actinopteri; Salmoniformes; Salmonidae. Gene Ontology annotation, cellular component: Golgi apparatus. The record is from RefSeq and is a predicted model, not a curated record.
CUCUGUAUCCUGCGAGGAGACUUGGACACUGCCGCAUCCAAAUUAACCUCGCCUCUCUGCGGUCGCUAACAGCAAAACAAAGAAGAACAAAUCGGUAGUUGCAGAAAAAGAGACUCAUAUCCAAUCAUAUCAUGACGGACAACACUAAAACGCACGUUAUUUUGCUGUCAUGUGGAAGUUUUAACCCCAUCACUAAAGGACACAUUCAUAUGUUUGAAAAAGCCAGAGAAUACCUGCACAAAACAGGGAAGUUCAUUGUGAUUGGGGGUAUCAUUUCACCUGUACAUGACUCCUAUGGCAAACCGGGCCUCGUCCCCAGCAGACAUCGUCUCACCAUGUGUCAACUGGCAGUCCAGUCAUCCGACUGGAUCAGAGUGGAUCCCUGGGAGUGCUACCAGGACACAUGGCAGACUACAUGCAGCGUGCUGGAGCAUCAUCGUGACCUCAUGAAGAGAGUCACAGGGUGCAUUCUGUCCAAUGUGAACACACCGUCUACAACUCCAGUGAUCGGCCAACCACAGAAUGAGACUCAGACUGCCAUCUAUCAGAACCACAACACAAUGAACAACAAGCCCACUGCCAUUAAGCUUUGGGGGAAGAUGAGUGAGAGCUUGGGCAAAAUUUGCUGUGUUCGCCCCCACAUUGAUCGUUUUACCUUUGUGGAUGAAAAUGCCAACCUUGGCCCUGCAAUGCGAUAUGAGGAAAUUGAGUUGCGCAUCUUGCUUCUGUGUGGCAGUGAUCUCCUGGAGUCAUUCUGCAUCCCUGGCUUAUGGAAAGACAGUGAUAUGGAGGUGAUUGUGGGAGACUUUGGGAUUGUUGUUGUGCCUCGGGAUGGAGUUGAUACAGAGAGGAUAAUGAACCAUUCCUCUGUGCUGCGCAAGAACAAGGAUAACAUCACAGUAGUAAAAGAUGAUGCCAACCACCCUAUGUCCAUUGUCAGCUCAACCAAGAGCAGACUGGCCCUGCAGCACGGGGACGGUCAUGUGGUGGACUACCUGAACCAGACAGUCAUCGACUACAUCCUGCAGAGUCAGCUCUACAUCAAUGCCUCUGGAUAGAAACUACUGCUCCGGCCUACUGUCAAAUUGUCCCUGUCUGUCUCUCAUGUAAAAUGUAUACUCCUCUUGAGCUACUGCUUUUCCAUUCGAAGGAGCAUUAGAUAUGCAUUUCCCUUCUUACUGUAUCAUAAUGACUCAUCGGACCUGUGGAUGUACUGUACAGCGAGGUGCUUAAGAGCUGUGUGUACAGUGGACCACCUUCACAACUGACUUUGUGUAGGCUGCAUGGGAUAGUGUUUCUGUCUGUCCCAAAUGGCACCCUAAUCCCUAUAUAGUGCACUACUUUUAACCAGGGCCUAUAGGGCUCUGGUAAAAAAUAGUGCACUUUUUAUUCAAUAUGGUGCCAUUUGGGAUGCAACCUUGGUGUCAUGAAGAGAGGGUGCAGAGAUUGUUACCUGAUGAAUGUUGACCUUUGCUGCUUGAUUUAAAUCUGUCGAUUCUUAGACUGCAUGCUUAGAACGUUUUUUUUGUUUUGGCAUGAGUACUUAUUCACUUCGUAGAUAUAUGUUGUGAAAGUGUUUGCAAAAAGACAAACAUAGUGGGUACCCACCUCUCACUUCAUUUUCUAUUCACUAUAAUUCUACUGUAUGUACAGAAGUAUCUGUAUUGAUGUAUCUGUGAUUGCAUAUCAAUGCCUAAAUGUUUUGUCUUCAGUGGGCAUUCGUGCAAAAUGUAGAUUUGUUUGCACAUAAGACAAUGAUUUGUGCAUUGAUUUAUUUUUGUGUGCAAAGGAUUUUGCACAUUUCUCCUGCUUGUCACUAAGCAAAUUACCGCGACUCCCAAAGCAAAUGCAAUGAACCUCUUUCUUACUAUGUGCUAUGUAGCUAGUUACUUGAGAUUCUUACAAAAAUGUGUAUAGUGGAAAAAACAACAGCACAAACUACAGAAGUGCAUUCCAUGUGCCUGGGGAUGAAUUCACAGAUAUAAGUCUCCCGCUCCCUUGCACUCAACACUGUCAUAAUAUUAUCAACCUGAUAUAAAAUGAGCUCUAAUGUUGUUCUGCAAAGGAAGUGGGGACAUAGCCUUUGAUCAAUAGUUUCUUAAGGAAGCUUCUCAUGCUCAGUGCCAGGACUCUUUAGACAGUUCAGUUUAAUGGGCAUUGAGUAUAACCAUUAAUUUGUGCAGUAAUGAUUUCACAGGGUAAUAGGGUGUAUACAGUAUUGGUGUAUACAGGACAUUGGUUGCACCUUAGUUGGAGAGUACGGGCUCUUGGUAAUGGCUGGAGCGGAAUAAGUGGAAUGGUAUUAAAUACAUCAAACACAUGGUUUCCAUGCCAUUCCUUUCGCUCCGUUCCUGCAAUUAUGAGCUGUCGUCCCCUCAGCAGCCUCCUGUGGUGCACAUUGUGCCCAAUUGGUCAAUGCAAAAUAAUGACGAUUAUUUGGUUUAAUUAGUGUCUAAAUGUUACCAAAGCAACUUGCAUUCAUAUAUAGCUUUACAAGUGUCAAUUUGGCUAAGAAUAUUAGGUUAUUCAAUCUUAAUAUCAGAUGAAGCUAAAUACAUUCCACUGCUUCCUGCAAUCUCACAGUUCAUCAUUUAUAAGAAAUGGACACACAAGUGCUACUAGUUGUCAAUAUUGUAGCGUUGUAUAAGCCUGGCAAGACUAUCAAUAGUACACUGUGUGUAAGAUGUUCUAGACAAACAAUAUUGCUUCUUUAUGUGUCAUCCGAGUGUAAUGAACAAACUGUACUGGGUCCAAUAUCCCUUCAAGCAGAUGGUCUUUAUACAUGCAUCCCUAGAGUCUUUCUAUCAAAUACACGACAUCAGUUAUUUGGUAUUCUUUAAAGACUGGUUUAGAUAAACAAGAUGUGGAAAAUCUGAUAAAAUAAGCAUCGUCGUGGUCCUAGUAAUAGGGCAAUGUUUAGUAUAAUAGUCUCAGCCCACUGGGCAAAGAUAUUUCAACAUCUAGUUUGGAUUUAAAUUUGGUUGAGUUGUCAACUAACGUGAAUUCAACACGAAAUGUAAAAAAAAUCUAAAUCUCCAUGUCAUUAAAUUUAGGUGAAAAGUUGGGUGAAAAAAAUACUAAAUUCCAAUACGUUGAUGACUUUCUGCAAAUCCAAUAUUUUUUCCACGUUGAUUCAACGUCAUCACAUUGAUUUUGUGUUGUUGAACUGAUGUGGAAACAACCUUGAUUAAACCAGUGUUUGCCCAGUGGGAGAGAAGGUCUCAUAGAACCUGAGGAGAUUGUAUGAGUAGAUGAUUUAUAGAUAUAAUAUGAAGAGAUGUUUGAUUUAUAUUUGAUUCUGUUCAUUGAAUUAUUUGGUAAGGAGUCCUGAAAACAUACAUUUUUUGGAAUCCUAUGUAAAAUGAGCUACAAUUCCACUUUCAGAUCUGGGUUGGAAAUGAUUUGUAUUUUGGCAUCUUAGACUGUGGACUGACUGGCUGACACAAUAUAACAUCCUCAGUCUCUCAAUACCUCCAUAAUAAACCAAGUGUGUAACAAUA